Messenger RNA from Molossus molossus (Pallas's mastiff bat), 2394 nucleotides. It is a transcript of the gene CLYBL, whose product is annotated as citramalyl-CoA lyase. The record is from RefSeq and is a predicted model, not a curated record. Gene Ontology annotation, biological process: regulation of cobalamin catabolic process. NCBI's taxonomy places the organism in Eukaryota, Metazoa, Chordata, Mammalia, Chiroptera, Molossidae. The coding region runs from base 1155 to 2243 and encodes 362 amino acids. Gene Ontology annotation, molecular function: (S)-citramalyl-CoA lyase activity. The transcript has 17 exons.
AGUCUUUCCAUUUUAAGAAUUUUUUUAAAAAAGUAUGAUUUUGAUGCUUCCAAAGUGGAUACUAUUUUAUUUCAGUGGCUUAAAAUAGAGCUCUGAGAUUCGAGAUGGUCACUGUCAGCACAAAGGAAAAACGUCUUGGACGCAGGAUACUGAACAUUUUCUUUAUACUGAGUAUAAGUGAAAUUACUCAAAUGCAUGCAUGGGGAAUGAGAUACAGUUAAAUGAAUUAUGGUUUCAAAAUAUGACUGUUUUGUCAAGGAGUACACCAGAAUGAAGACAGGGCAGUGCAAGGUCACCUUGCCAUAAAAGAUAUUGAAUGUAUUUUGUGGCUUUCCCCCCCGACAUGUUAACCAUUGUGGAAGGGUUACAAUAUUUGGAGGAAACCAUGUGAAAUGUGGAACUUAUUCACCUAAGAUGGUUUACAUUUGUGUUUGUUUUCCAUUGGAAAUGAGUAUACCAGUAUUUUGAAUGGCUCCUAGGUCCAGCCCCUCAGAAAACUGCUGUUGGUCUAUAUGUCUGAGUCUGUGUGGUUGAAGAAGCUCCUGUUAGAAAAGUGUAAUUAAUGGGAAACUUUGACAUCCAGCUGAGAAAACUAGUUUGCAUAAAAAAAGGCAGAUAGAGGAUUAAAGAAAUUUUAGUCCUAAUCUAAUUAACACCAAUUAAAAGAUGCAGAUGAAUUUGCACCAACAAAUUGUUAAUUAUGCACCAAUUUGCCUUUUCUAUGACCAAACUAAAAUUAGGUCUCUAAGGAUACAGUGCACCCUUCCAUAAAAAUAAUAUACCCAUUUCAUAGAUUCCAUGUGAAAUGUUUUGUGAAUCAAGUUAGAAGCAUCUAAAGAGGCCUGAAAAUGAAAUAUAAUGAGUGAUUCAGGAUUGGAUCAUGGACCAGAAGAAAAGUAAACAUACCUCACAUUAUUUUGGACAGUUAAUGAAAUUUGAGUAAGUCAUAUUUUGGCAGAUGAGUUGCUUUCCUGAAAUUACUCAACAUCAUCCUUCAUUCUGACAAAAGCCAGUGGUACAGAUGCACCUUUGGGACUGUGGCCAAGCAACAUAACAGCAGCAAUGUGAGGAUAUGUGUUUACCCCCAUUCUCACCCCAUGAGUGAAGCAAGACUCAGUCACUCCCGGUAAGUGGCAGCCCACAUUGGAACCCAGAUGCCACUUAGCAUUCAUCCUGGACUUAAGGACACUACCAGUGACCUGCUGGGUGCUUUGGACAAUGGCCCUUCUUCACUAUGCAGAAAUUCUAUACCACCCACCAGGCUUGUACAUUCUGCAUUCAGGACAGCAUCUCUGGCUGCUGAUGUGCCCAGGCUUGGAUAUGGUUGCUCAUCCUAUCACAAGUACAUUCCCCGGAGGGCAGUGCUCUAUGUACCUGGAAAUGAUGAAAAGAAGAUACAGAAGAUUCCGUCCCUGAAUGUAGAUUGUGCGGUGCUCGACUGUGAGGACGGCGUGGCUGUGAACAAGAAGAAUGAAGCUCGAUUAAGAAUAGUAAAAACUCUUGAAGACUUUGAUCUGGGCUCAACUGAAAAGUGUGUGAGAAUCAACGCAGUGUCCAGUGGUCUGGCCGAAGAAGACCUGGAGACCCUCCUGCAAUCCCGGGUCCUUCCUUCCAGCCUAAUGCUACCCAAGGUGGAAGGUCCUGAGGAAAUCCAGUGGUUUUCAGACAAAUUUUCAUUCUACUUAAAAGGCCGAAAACUUGAACAACCUAUGAAUUUAAUCCCUUUUGUGGAAACUGCAAUGGGUUUGCUCAAUUUUAAGACCGUGUGUGACGCAGCACUCAAGAUUGGGCCUCAAGCGGGUCUUUUCCUAGAUGCUGUCGUUUUUGGAGGAGAAGAUUUUCGAGCCAGCAUAGGAGCAACAAGUAGUAAAGAAACGCAAGAUAUUCUCUACGCCCGACAAAAUAUUAUUGUCGUAGCGAAGGCCUUUGGUCUGCAGGCCAUAGACCUGGUGUACAUCGACUUUCGAGACGAGGAGGGGCUUCUCAGGCAGGCGAGAGAAGGAGCCAUGAUGGGAUUCACGGGUAAGCAGGUGAUACACCCAAACCAAAUCGCGAUUGUCCAGGAGCAGUUUUCUCCUUCCCCUGAAAAAAUUAAGUGGGCUGAAGAACUGAUUGCUGCCUUUAAAGAACAUCAACAAUUAGGAAAGGGAGCCUUUACUUUCCAAGGGAGCAUGAUCGACAUGCCGCUACUGAAGCAAGCCCAGAACAUUGUUACGCUUGCCACAUCCAUCAAGAAAAAGUGAUCUGUUAGAUCAAGCUCUCAUCAGGCUAAAGGGUAUUGAAGCUGCGAAGGAUCAACUUGUGUUUGCCAGAGGACGCCAAUGAAAUUUGAAACACCAACAAUCAGAGAUUUUGUUUCUGCUCCUCAUUAAAUCAUGAGCUUUUGUGUUGAGA